Molecule: messenger RNA, 1538 nt
Organism: Oryza brachyantha (malo sina)
Lineage: Eukaryota; Viridiplantae; Streptophyta; Magnoliopsida; Poales; Poaceae
Product: annexin D4
Exons: 5
Coding region: 390-1349 (319 amino acids)
Cellular component (GO): cytoplasm
Molecular function (GO): calcium-dependent phospholipid binding; calcium ion binding
Source: RefSeq, a predicted model, not a curated record
GUUCGCAACAACCAACAAAUCUCCUCAAAUUUUUUGAGCCAGGAUAUAUUGGAUUUGGACAUACCCCAGGCCAACUCAGCUUCAUGUGCUGGCAACUCGUUCAUUUUCUUUUUUCUCUCCAAUCUAUUUCAACAGGGAAACUAAAUUAGAUUGAUCCAUACGUACAUGUCUGCACAUGUGUAAACUACUGAUGAACAUUUCCUGGUUACUGAAAUACCAGCAUUGCCCAUAAUUGGCUUCCCAAACACAAACGUUUUUUGGGUAUAAAGAUCGAUCAUCCAGAGGAAGGAGAGCAGCAAAGCAUAGAGCUCAGAGCAAUCAUCCUCACUCACUAGUCAGCUUCUUCUUCCGUUCAUCUUUGUUGCUUGCAGCUAGAGAUCCAAUCGGCAAUGGCUGAUGAAAUCCAGCACCUGACCAGGGCCUUCUCAGGGCUUGGAGGGCUCGGAGUGGACGAGCCGGCGAUGGUGUCGGCGCUGGCCAAGUGGCGCAGGCAGCCGGAGAAGCUGUCCGGGUUCAGGAAGAGCUUCAAUGGCUUGUUCAAGGAUCACGCCGGCGUCAUUGAGAGGUGCGAGGAGGAGUACAUGCUUCACCUCGCCGCCGAGUUCUCGCGUUUCAAGAACCUGAUGGUGAUGUGGGCGAUGCACCCGUGGGAGCGCGACGCGCGGCUGGCGCACCACGUGCUCCACCAGGCGCACCCGGCCGCCAUCGUCGUGGAGGUCGCCUGCACCCGGACGGCGGAGGAGCUCCUCGGCGCGCGGAAGGCGUACCAGGCGCUGUUCCACCACUCCCUCGAGGAGGACGUCGCGUACCGCGCCAGGGACAAGCCCUACUGCGGCCUGCUGGUCGGGCUGGUGAGCGCGUACCGGUACGAGGGACCGAGGGUGAGCGAGGAGACGGCGCGCGCGGAGGCGAAGGCGCUCGCCGCGGCGGUGAAGGGCGCCGGCGGCGCGGCGGCGAAGCUGGUGGAGAACGACGAGGUGGUCAGGAUCCUCACCACCCGGAGCAAGCCGCACCUCGUCGAGACGUUCAAGCACUACAAGGAAAUCCAUGGCCGGCACAUCGAAGAGGAUCUCGGGCACGAGGAGACCCUGCGAGAGGCGGUGCUGUGCCUGGCGACGCCGGCGAAGUACUUCAGCCAGGUGAUGGCGGCGGCGCUGAGCGACGGCGCGGACCACCACGCGAAGGAGGCGCUGACGCGGGUGGCGGUGACGCGCGCGGACGUGGACAUGGACGGCAUCCGCGCCGCCUACCACGAGCAGUUCGGCGGCAAGCUGGAGGACGCCGUCGCCGGGAAGGCGCACGGGUACUAUAGGGACGCGCUCCUCUCGCUCGUCGCCGGCGGCAAGUGAUCCAUCGAUCCAUCCAUCCAUCCAUCGUGAAUGGGUGUCGUUGAUCUGUUGAUCAUCGUGUGUACUACCGUUGCUGUUGCCGUUCUUGUUCUUGUACGUGGAUCGAGACUGUAAACUUAGCAUUUGGAGAAGAUGUUGAGUUGUUCUUAUGGAAUAAGAUCGAAUUCAAUUGGGAGAGUUUUGAUUUCA